UUCUUUUUUGUAAUUUUAAAUUUGUGGUUAUAUUCUCUUCUAGUUGAAGUGCUUUAUUUUGUCCAUUUUACACAAGCAUUGAUUCUUUCUCACUCUAUGCAUUGCAGCCUAUAGACUGUGUUACUUCAUUUUUUUUUUGCAUUAAUGUGCUUCGAUCGUUUGUAGAUUCUUUGCAUAUAAAGAGUGAUUGCUUUUUUGUUUUUUGUCCCUUUCUUUAUUACUCUCUUUCAUCUUUUCUUGGGUGCCUUUCACUUUCUUGCUAGUUUCUUUGGAAGGUUUCAGGGAGUGUAUAACUGGUGUAAGCAAGAAUAGUCGAUGUGAUUUGAUAGGAACUCAGCCUGAACAUUGCAACCAGCGCUUUGCGUAGUGUGCUUAUUUUGGUUGAAUAUAAUGAGUUAUAGUGGCUCCAAUAUGGGUUCUGGUAGUAGAACUACUAGAAGUACAUUCGAGUAUGGAAGAACCCAUGUGGUUAGGCCCAAGGGGAAACACCAGGCCACCAUAGUUUGGCUGCAUGGCCUUGGUGAUAAGGGAUCAAGCUGGUCCCAGCUCUUGGAAACACUUCCUCUUCCAAAUAUUAAGUGGAUUUGCCCAACUGCUCCUACUAGGCCAGUAGCGAUAUUUGGUGGAUAUUCUUGCACUGCUUGGUUUGAUGUUGGAGAUCUUUCAGAAGAUGCUCCUGAUGAUUUGGAGGGGUUAGAUGCUUCAGCAGCACAUGUGGCUAAUCUUUUGUCAACAGAACCUGCUGACAUCAAACUUGGAAUUGGUGGCUUCAGUAUGGGUGCUGCAACAGCACUUUAUUCUGCCACUUGCCGCAUAUUAGGACAAUAUGGAAAUGGAAAUCCCUAUUCGGUCAACCUAAGUGCAGUUGUGGGUUUAAGUGGCUGGCUUCCAUGUUCAAGGACAUUGAAAAGUCGAAUGGAAAGAUCACAUGAGGCAACAAGGCGAGCUGCAUCCUUGCCUAUUUUGCUCUGCCAUGGUUUAGGUGAUGAUGUAGUUGCAUAUAGACAUGGAGAGAGAUCAGCACAGACCUUAAAUUCGGUUGGCUUUCGGGAUCUCACAUUUAGAUCAUAUAACGGGCUAGGUCAUUAUACCGUCCCUGAAGAGACGGAUGAAGUCUGUAAUUGGCUAAUGGCCAAGUUGGGACUUGAGGGUUUAUAAGCAUGAUGACAAGAAUUUUAUCAAAGCAACGAGGGGAUACAGCAGAAGGGUAGUCAUAUUGUGUACAAGGAUUAGAGAAUGCACUCUAGAAUACAAGUUUGGUGUUGGGUAUAUGGUAUAGCGGCAUGGCUUGACUUACUAUUCCAAUGUAAUCUUUUUCUUUUUUUUUUCUUUUUCUUGGGGGGAGGGGGGGGAGGGGGAUGAGAGAAGAAAUAAACUUUUAGAAUAUGGGUUAGAUUGUAUUUGGUUUGCUACCGAGAAAUUGGGUUGGGAUGGAGUGGAGAUAGAUGACUCUCAGUUGCUUUGGUUCUUAGGAAAUUUUGUUGCUUGGGUGAAUUUAUUUCUGUAUUGUUAUGUGCCCUAACAUGGAUGUAUUUUGAAGUUGAUAAUAAAAGGUAAUUCUGGGUGGGUUUAAUUUAUUUCUCA
Messenger RNA from Pistacia vera, 1584 nucleotides. RefSeq names its product acyl-protein thioesterase 2-like. The transcript is spliced from 10 exons. Bases 391 to 1158 code for a protein of 255 amino acids. The record is from RefSeq and is a predicted model, not a curated record. Gene Ontology annotation, molecular function: hydrolase activity. NCBI's taxonomy places the organism in Eukaryota, Viridiplantae, Streptophyta, Magnoliopsida, Sapindales, Anacardiaceae.